UCUUUUUUUUUGUAUUGUUGACGAGCGGAUGCUCUCGAGCUGCACUUGGAAGGUAGCUGAAGUCGUAAGCUGUUGUCGCUUCCUGAACAGGUCUUUUGGCUACCAAGUCAUCAUGUUUCGCUGUGCGUUUUUGAUUUUGUUCCUCGCUCUGGGAUAUGAACUCCAUCUAUCACAUGGGACUGAAGUGUCAGUCAACAACACGGAUAACAAAUUAUGCCUCUACGCCAAUUUGAUGGUCAACUUCUCAGUCGCAUAUGAAGUUGGUGUAAAUAAGAGUGAAACUGUUAUUUUGGUACUGCCUGAAAAUGUGACAACUGAAGGGAGCGCCUGUGAUAACACAACAUCGACAUUGAAACUCAGUUUUGGAGAUGGGCACAGUUGGACAGUGGAUUUCACUAAAAAGAACAAAACCUACCAAGUAGAUACCAUUGUCUUCUCCUACAAUCUCAAUGACUCAAGCGUCUUCCCCAACUCUACAUCAAAAGAAACCAAGUCUGUGACAGUAAAGUCAAUUAUCACCAACGUGAGUGUGGACACCUACUACUCCUGCAAGAGUGCAGAUGUCCGGACAGUAGAGUCUGUCAUUCAGACACUGUAUGAUGUUGCUCUACAGGCGUUUGUGAUUAACGGCAGCAAAAGUGACACCGACACCAUAUGCUCCGCUGACAUGACCUCCACCACUGUGGCGCCCACCACGACCGUUUCCACCACAGCUGCCCCCACUUCUACCCCUACACUGCCCACGCCCACUACUGGAAAGUACAGCAUCGCAACCGACGUCAACAGCACAGCCUGCCUGAUGGCCACCUUCGGCCUACAGAUCGGCUACAAGCAUGGAGACAAAGAGGAGACCAUCAACCUGGUGCCCAAUAUGACUGAAGUGGGCGGAGCCUGUAGGGCCAACAGCAGCGAUCUCAUGUUGACAUCGGAUACAAUCACCAUCAUGUUCACGUUCAGCAACGACGGCAAGAAGUUCCAACUGCACGCUCUGAAUGUCACAGUGAUACCAGCCACUGGGGCUCCCGUCGUUGCAGUCAAUACCAACAUGUCCAUUUGGGCGGCGGCGGUAGGCAGCUCCUACAUGUGCAACAAGGAGCAGACCUUAAACGUCACCGACACGCUCACUCUCUACACGUUCGAGCUUCGCGUCCAGCCCUUUGAAGUCAACAAAGGCGAAUUCGCUACAGCCCAUGAAUGUUCACUGGAUGACACCAGCAUCUUAAUCCCUAUCAUUGUUGGUGCCGCCCUGGCUGGCUUGAUUCUCAUUGUAGUGAUUGCUUACGUGAUUGGUCGUAGGAAGACCUAUGUGGGAUAUCAGACCCUCUAAAAAGCAAUCUGUGAUCAUGAAUCUGUGAUAAUUAAUCAAGAACACAGGUUGAUCCUUGUGUGGGGUGGCGGUCCCAAAGCCUGGUCCUGGAUGGCUGUCUCAGUGCAGUCUUUCAAUUGACGACUGACUUGUACAACUGGAAUAGUCAGACUGUCACCUCCUUACUUCAGCCACUCUUAAGAGCUGCUCUUAGACUUGAGCUUAGUCUAGCUUUGCUUAGGUGUAGACUUGAGCAGCUUUAUUCAGGUAAACCUGAAGACUCAAAAUGCUCUCCGGGACCAGGUUCGACUGUCAUACCCCGUUUAUUUGUUUGAUUUCCGUUUUGUUUGAUUUGCUUAAUCUUUUUUUUCUGUUGUAAAGGAGCAAGUGCAUGAUUAUUUGACCUCUGUGCAAUUUUUUGAAACCUUUGGAACCAGUAAAGGCCUUAUUUAUUGAACAUUCUCAGUGAUUGCACCUGACCCAUCUGACAUUACUUGCCGGAGGAUUCUCAUUCAGGGUAGGGAUGCUUUUUAUGAAGUAGCACAUUUCAUAGAAACACCAGUUAAAGUCCUUGUGCUACAGUUUGCACAUUUUCACGAGGAGCUGUGACUAUUGGGGGCUGUGCCCUUUUCACUCUGAAUCAUGCACUUGCUCCCUCCCUCCCUUUGGCAUAUCUUUUUUUUGUUUAUGUUCUUAUUGAAUUUGUGUAUUUUCAUUCAACCUUUCUUUUGUGGUUUUAUUCAUCCUCACAACUCAUCGUAGCAGUGCACCAUUUUGACUGACUUGAACAUUUCACAUUUGCCUCGCUGCUCAAUGAGACAUCAUUGAGUAGCUUUGUUGAUUUGGCUCAGGAACUAUUUUAUGAACUAACCAGGAUCAAGGUCUGCUGCUUUGCGCUCCUUGCUCUUUCAGCUCGUUACUGAUCAUCCACUAGUCGGUCAUUAGUUUGAAUUUGGAAAUGUGACUUUUUGACUGAAAUGUGUGGCCGCAACUCGGGUAAAAAGAAAAGGUGGUAUUGCUGGCAUAUAGUUCCGUCUCUAAGUUGAUUUGACAAAACAAGGCCUCCGUCAUUUAUAUUCACGCACAGCAAUACUUGACGUAUGGUUGCCACCAAUGUCAGUCUGUCUCUGACUUUGACUGACUGGCUCACAUUGUGUAGUGUGAAAUCUACCAAGUGUUUAAUUAACUUUGAAAAGUCCAUGCCUAGUUUGAGGAUGUAAAAGACAAACCUGAAAAGAAAGGUAACACAAAACCCCUCCUGUCAUUACAUGUUGGCGUUAGGUUUAAAAAAGGGAUAGCUCUGAUUAUUUGCGGUCAUUCAAACCUGUUCUUCGCAGAUGGUGGUGAUUCUUUUUUUAAAAUACAUUUUAAAUGCACUUAAUUGUUCAGUAAGUUUGACAUAAAUUGAAAAUGUGUGCUGCAAUGUUACACCUGUGUAUAUUAUAGCUGUUGCUGUGGUGUUGCUCCCGAAAGCUGCCACUUAGUAAGGGGGCACUUGUGACCACGGCUGGGGUCUAUUCCAUUUCAAUUAAUAAAUUCUAAUUCCAAUUUGCCUCACAGCUUUUUCAUGAGGAAAAUUGGAAUUAUAAGUUCAGCUUACUUCCUGAAUUGACUUAAAUGAAAUGGAAUUGACUCUAACCCUGCCUAGUUGACCGCUUGUAAGUUGCACCAAUCGAUCGAGUAGGAGAAAGGAUGAUUGUCCACAGGAUUUGCAGUACAUGUGUAUAUUGUCGUACUGUUAGGACAGGUGAAAAUGGGUAGUUGCUGUGUAUUAUCGUUUUGUCGUAGUGAGAUGGUCUGCAUGAGACAUGAAGAAAUUUGAUUGCCGCCUUUAAUUUCUGUUGAUCAAUCAGUCAACCCCAAAACAUUUAAGAUGCUGUAUAUGUGAAUGAUCUGCUUUUUUUUCCUUUUCAAAUAUAUUAUUGAUUAUUGCUUUUACAUUCCAGUGUGUUGUCUUGGAAAAUUGACUGCUUUUGUACAAAUUCUGUUUGUUACUUUGGUUUUAAAAUUGUAUUUUUUUUCUUCACCACGUCAACAAUCAAUUCUAAAAUACAAUUUUGAAAACAUUUACUAUACCCAAUUUUCAUUCACUUGACAUGAUCAAAUGUUAUGAUUGUGACAAUUUUGUGCCUUGCUCAACAAAGCAGCUCCAUUUUGAGAUUCAAUCACGUUUGAUUACAUUUACAUUAAUGAAUCGGAUUAUUUGGCUCAUAUUUUUUUUCUCUCCUAGUUUAUGUAUUCAUAAAGCAGCAUGUUAAGAAACGGGAAAUCCCAAUUACAGGACAGACCCAUUCUUCAAAUUAAGAUACGCUGAACACCUUCCUAAUAUUUGUUACUUUAGAACGGCCUCAAUUCGUCUGGGCUGACUCAACAAGGUGUCGAAAGCGUUCAACCGGGAUGCUGGCCCAUGUUGACUCCAUGUUGACUCCAUGUUGACUCCAUGUUGACUCCAUGUUGACUCCAUGUUGACUCCAUGUUGACUCCAUGUUGACUCCAUGUUGACUCCAUGUUGACUCCAUGUUGACUCCAUGUUGACUCCAAUGCUUCCCACACAAUUUUGUCAUUCCCUUUCACCCACUGAAUGGCACACAUACACAAUCGAUGUCGCAAGGCUAAAAUACUUACUUAACCGGUCUCCUCUUUCGUCUACACUGGUUGAUUUGAAGUGGAUUUAACAAGUGACAUCAAUAAGGAUCAUACUUUUAAUCUGGAUUCACCUGGUCAGUCUGUCAUGGAAAAGCAAGGUGUUCAUAAUGUUUAAACUCGGUGUACAUUAUUUUCUUCUGUGGCGGUGAACAAUGUUAAUUUUUGAAUUCCUUUUCAAUAGGCUUUUAGCUGCAAUAAAUGGGAAUGGAAAUUGUGCAUAAACUGGCGUGGACCAUUUGUAAUAUUUUACAAUAUUAUUGGUCCCCCGGACAUUUUAGUAAAUCCCUCCUUUGUUUUCCAACUAUUCUUGACUGAGAAGUGUCUAUGAUUGACCAUGCAUUCACCAUUUUGAUGUUUUACCUUUCUUCCACCCUGCAACCCCCCCGUGCCCACUUUCUUUACUGUCAUCCAGCGGAGGAUUGCCAAGACGAUACGACAGAGAGCUGGCUUGUUCCUAUAGCGGUCGGGGUUGCCUUGACUUUACUGGUCCUCAUUGUGUUGGUUGCCUAUUUCAUUGGAAGAAAGCGAAACCAGGGCACUGGCUAUGAGCACUUCUAAAUUAUCUUCACUAUGCUGAGGCUAUAACUUCGGUCAUCUGGAUAAUUGUUGAUUUAAUUUGACUAAUAUACUGUGCAGAGUUUACUUAAUGGUGAAAUUCACCGGAUGGAAAGCUCUUUCUCAUGAAACAAUGACUUGGAGAAGCGGCUGUGUUAACGAUGGCAUGUAACAGCUGUGUGUGUAAUUAGAAUUUAUUGAUUUUGAUUGACACAUCUUAUAUUCCUCAUCACAUGGUUGACUAUAGAUGGCUGAUGACCAAAUGUUUUCCUAAUUGCAAUUAAUGCCCAUGCUCUGACGGACCCUGAUGAAUAUGUCUUGGUUCUGAACUUGCUGCUUUUAAAAAAAAUCUAAUUUAUUCCAUGUCUGUGAAGGACUUAACCAAAUCCUGUUUCUUCUCUCCUCUUAACUCUGGUCUUUUCUGCUGACUAAUCACUAGCAUGCUAUAAUUGCUAACCCUUCUUCUCUGUCUCUUCUCUGUGGCAGCCGUGGAGUGCUUCAUGGACUCUGAUUUGAGCUUUCUGGUGCCCAUUGCUGUGGGCGUGGCCCUCAGCUUCCUAAUCAUCCUUGUGCUUAUCUCUUACCUGAUUGGCCGGAGGAAGAGUCGCACUGGCUACCAGUCUGUAUAAUCCAACCAAUCACAGCUGCUUUUGCCUCUACCCAUUCCCUCAUAUCCUCCAAGCCCCUCACAACAUGUUCCCUGUUGCCUCCCCAUCCCCAAAGCUUCUUCUAUGGCAUCCAAAUGUUUCUUUCCAUUUCCCAUGGGUCUUUCCUUGAUGUUACCCUCAGCAAAUUCCCUUUUCACACACCUACCCUACUUCUCACCCCACCCAACAGUUCUUUUGAAAGUCCUUUUCGUAUGACUUAAGUCAUCAAGCAACAAAACAUGUCAAAAUGAUCAGUGGUUUUACACCAAGUGUGUUUGGAUGUAAAUUGCAUGGAGUAUCAUGGCUCCUCUUAAUAACAGGGCAUCAGUUGUUUGUUCCCAGAGGUUCAUAUGAAUGAGGCUGUUUUCUCACACUGUUCUGUUGAUAUCCUGUAUUAUAUUUGUGUACAUUUUAAUUGCUCUCUUGUAUAGAAUGAAUGUUCAUUUUUGAUGAAUAGAGAUGUCAAAUUAUACUGAGAAAAUAUUGAAAGCGCAUUGAAAUUUAGAGCCAAUGUUAUAUCUAAGUAUCCAUUGGUAAAUCUUUGCAGAAUUAGAAAAUGCCAUUUAUUUUUAUGAAUUCCCUCAUUAAAUUAGCAGAUUCUUAAUUGUGAUUGUACCCCCUGCACUUAUUUCUCUUAGUCGUAGUACAAUAAAAGGGUUUUGACUAGACUGGAUACAGCUUUUGUCAGAUUUGACUUUUCAUGGCAGGUUAGGAGAAUUAGGUUAAGGUUAGGAAAUUGUAUUCCUUUCUAGCCAUGACCCAAUGAAAGGGACACUAACUUUACAAAGACACAUAGCUACUAACCAGCAUUUGGAGCAGUUGCAUAAAUGUCAUUUUGAUGUUUGUAUUUUCACUAAUGUUACAAAGUCCCCUCGGAAAGGAGGAUGAUGGCAUAGUCUUGGGUCUGGUAUCAGAAAUGGCCCAGUUAAGAAAUCUACAACAAGAACUGCGUCAUGUUCAGUAGGGAGAAUGUUUUGAAACUUUAUAAACCGUGAGGUACUGCCUAAACAAUAGAAACAUUCUGUUGCAACCCUUUUUGCUACCGCGUAUCCUUCUGAAUGCGACCCAGGCCUCAUAAUAGGAAGUAUAAGAAUUGACCAAAAUGAUUUUAUGACCAAAGCCUGGACAGGAAGGAAACUCCUUUCUGAACCUCCCCAUCUCAGAGCAGGUAAAUUAACAGCCACAUUUUUUUUUUUUUGCAAAACAGUAAAAUGAAUUCAGUGUGUUUUGACCAAGGAUGCUAUUUCCUUACUGUUCUUGUAUCAUGCUCAUUAUUCGGUGUGAACUUCUGUUUUGUACCAAUACUUAUGAUUAUACUGAUCCUGGUUAAGUUUGCCUCUAAGAUGGGGUUUUGUGCCUUUUUGUUGCACUACUAUUCCCCUCAUAACCAAGUCUGUCUCUUAUCUCAUGACGAUUGUGAAAUGAUGUAAGCUCGUUGAACUAAAGUUGAGGGAAACGUUUAAAUAAAGUUGCUUUCCUGUUUUGUAGCAA
Messenger RNA from Oncorhynchus mykiss (rainbow trout), 6645 nucleotides. It is a transcript of the gene lamp2, whose product is annotated as lysosomal-associated membrane protein 2. The record is from RefSeq and is a predicted model, not a curated record. NCBI's taxonomy places the organism in Eukaryota, Metazoa, Chordata, Actinopteri, Salmoniformes, Salmonidae. Gene Ontology annotation, biological process: establishment of protein localization to organelle. Gene Ontology annotation, cellular component: lysosomal membrane; plasma membrane; late endosome membrane.